AUGGGCGCCGCGGCCCUGCGCGCCCUGCCCUGGGCGCUGCUGCUGCUGGGGCCGCUGCUGCCCGGGCAGGUGCUGCAGGCCAACCCCAUGCUCACCUCCGAGGGCCAGCCCGCGCCGCUGCCCGGCGGGGACGUGCCGGGCUUCACCCCCGCGCCCCCCGCCGCCCCCGAGGAGAUCCACCCGCUCAAGGAGCAGCCGGCCAACGGCUCGGGAGAGGGGCACGCCAAGCCCCGCAAAGCCUUCCCGGUCAUCGGCAUCGACUACACGCACGUCCGCAUCCCCUUCGAGAUCUCCCUCUGGAUCCUCCUGGCCUGCCUCAUGAAGCUGGGCUUCCACGUGAUCCCGUCAGUGUCCAGCAUCGUUCCUGAGAGCUGCCUGCUCAUCGUGGUGGGCCUUCUGGUGGGGGGGCUCAUCAAAGGGGUGGGUGAAAAGCCCCCCAUCCUCAAGUCGGAUAUCUUCUUCCUCUUCCUCCUCCCCCCCAUCAUCCUGGAUGCCGGCUACUUCCUGCCCUUGCGCCCGUUCACCGAGAACCUGGGCACCAUCCUCAUCUUCGCCGUGGUGGGGACGCUCUGGAACGCCUUUUUCCUGGGGGGGCUCAUGUAUGCCGUGUGCCAGCUCGGCGGGCCUGGCCUCAACCACAUCGGGCUGCUGGCCAACCUGCUCUUCGGCAGCAUCAUCUCGGCCGUGGACCCCGUGGCCGUGCUGGCCGUGUUCGAGGAGAUCCACAUCAAUGAGCUGCUGCACAUCCUGGUCUUCGGGGAGUCCCUGCUCAACGACGCCGUCACUGUCGUCCUCUACCACCUCUUCGAGGAGUUUGCCAGCUUCGAGCAGGUGACCAUCCUCGACAUCAUCCUCGGCUUCUUCAGCUUCUUCGUGGUGUCUCUGGGCGGGGUCCUGGUGGGCGUCAUUUACGGGGUGAUCGCUGCCUUCACGUCCCGCUUCACCUCGCACAUCCGUGUCAUCGAGCCCCUCUUCGUGUUCCUCUACAGCUACAUGGCCUAUCUGUCAGCUGAGCUCUUCCACCUCUCCGGCAUCAUGGCGCUCAUCGCCGCCGGCGUGGUCAUGCGGCCCUAUGUGGAAGCCAACAUCUCCCACAAGUCCCAUACCACCAUCAAGUAUUUCCUCAAGAUGUGGAGCAGUGUGAGCGAGACCCUCAUCUUCAUCUUCCUGGGUGUCUCCACCGUGGCUGGUCACCACUACUGGAACUGGACCUUCGUCAUCAGCACGCUGUUCUUCUGCCUCAUCGCCAGAGUGCUGGGCGUCCUUGUCCUCACCUGGUUCAUCAACAAGUUCCGAAUCGUGAAGCUGACGCCGAAGGACCAGUUCAUCAUCGCCUACGGGGGCCUGCGGGGAGCCAUCGCCUUCUCCCUCGGGUACCUGCUGGACUACAAACACUUCGGCAUGAGGGACAUGUUCCUCACAGCCAUCAUCACUGUCAUCUUCUUCACCGUUUUCGUGCAGGGCAUGACCAUCCGGCCCUUGGUGGAUCUGCUGGCUGUGAAGAAGAAGCAGGAGACAAAGCGCUCCAUCAACGAGGAGAUCCACACGCAGUUCUUGGAUCACCUUCUGACGGGGAUUGAGGAUAUCUGUGGUCACUACGGGCAUCACCACUGGAAGGACAAGCUGAACCGCUUCAACAAGAAGUACGUGAAGAAGUGCCUGAUCGCGGGGGAGCGCUCCAAGGAGCCCCAGCUCAUCGCCUUCUACCACAAGAUGGAGAUGAAGCAGGCAAUUGAGCUGGUGGAGAGCGGGGGCAUCGGCAAGAUCCCCUCUGCCGUCUCCACCGUCUCCAUCCAGAACAUCAACCCCCAGAGCCUUCCUUUGGAGCGUGUCCUUCCAGCCCUGUCCAAGGACAAGGAGGAGGAGAUCCGGAAAAUCCUCCGCACUAACCUGCAGAAAACCAGGCAGAGGCUGCGAUCCUACAACCGGCACACGCUGGUGGCCGACCCCUACGAGGAAGCCUGGAACCAGAUGCUGCUGCGGAGGCAGAAGGCCCGGCAGCUGGAGCAGAAGAUGAACAAUUACCUGACGGUGCCAGCGCACAGGGUGGACUCGCCCACCAUGUCCCGGGCUCGCAUCGGCUCAGACCCGCUGGCCUACGAGCCCAAGGAGGACUCGGAGAACCUGCCCAUCAUCACCAUCGACCCAGCCUCACCGCAGUCCCCGGAGUCCGUGGACCUGAUGAGCGAGGAGCCCAAGGGCUGCAGUGGCCUCCCACCCUCUCCCGAGGAGGAUGAGGAGGGGCUGGUGAUGCGGGUGAAGGAGCCUUCCUCCCCGGGGACUGACGACGUCUUCACCCCGGGGGCCAGCGACAGCCCCAGCAACCAGCGCAUGCUGCGGUGCCUGAGCGACCCCGGCCCGCGGCCCGAGCCCGAGGAGGGGGAGCCCUUCAUCCCCAAGGGGCAGUAGCUGCUGGCACAAAGCCUCCAAAUCGUUUCUCUCUCUCUUCAUUCGUUCGUUCUUUGCUCUCCUUUUUGGUUUCUUGUCACUACACACCGGGUUCAGGAAGGGGAGACUGUCCUGGAUGGACCGGGAUUGCCAGGACAGCUCUGCCCAGCGAGCCCUGGGCUGGCCCCAGCGAGCAGGGAAGGAGCCCUGGGAUGCCCUGGGCUCCUUGGGCAGCGUGGCCUGGGGGCGAUGGACAAUUUUCCGCCCGGGAUUGGGAUUUGCAGGUGCCUCUCAGCCCCCAGGGGGCUCUCCCAGAGGUGCCCACCCACUCAGGACCUGCGGCCGGCUCUGACCAGGGGUGUCCACAGUCCCCAUGGCACAGCUUCCCCUCUCCCUCGUGUCUGACCGCCCCUGCCUUGCUCCGGAGCGGAGAGAUGGGCCAGCAGGAGCUGUCACCCGGCACACACAGCUCCCCCUGCACCCUCCCAGGCACCUCGGGCCGUGCCGCUGCUCCUUGCCUUGGCAACCUCCCUGUGGGACCGGCUGUGCCUGGGAUCCUCCCUCCUGGCCUCACAUUUCAUGCCAGGCCUUCUCAAAUAAAUAUUCUAGAGCCAUGCAGGGGGGGAGCUGGGACCCCCUCGCUUUGAGCAGCCUCUCCA
Molecule: messenger RNA, 3047 nt
Organism: Parus major (Great Tit)
Lineage: Eukaryota; Metazoa; Chordata; Aves; Passeriformes; Paridae
Gene: SLC9A1
Product: solute carrier family 9 member A1
Exons: 12
Coding region: 1-2409 (802 amino acids)
Biological process (GO): sodium ion transport; proton transmembrane transport; regulation of pH
Cellular component (GO): membrane
Molecular function (GO): sodium:proton antiporter activity
Source: RefSeq, a predicted model, not a curated record